Paramecium sonneborni is the source of this 1360-nucleotide messenger RNA. The record is from the annotation of a GenBank genome assembly. Lineage: Eukaryota; Ciliophora; Oligohymenophorea; Peniculida; Parameciidae.
AUGAAUAUUUAUAAAACUUUAGGCAAAGUUAAUUGUUUUGGAUUUUCUACAUCAGCAACUUCAAUUUUAAAUAAGUUUGGACAAACUUAUUAUAUUAAUAAUUAUGAAAAUACAUUUAAUCAAAAGAGUAUUUUACAUGAAAGUCUAAGUAAUUUGAUUAAUAUAAAUUUGAUAGAGAUUGGCAAUAAAACUUGUAAUUUAAUAGGAAUUCCUCGUAAUGGAAGUUAAGAUGAAUUAACAAAGAGAAUGUCUGAUAUAAUAACAAAGGAUAAAGAUAAAACAAACUUUUUAAUAUAAAUGGAUCCAUCACCAUAUUUAUUUGCUAAAAGAUAGCUAUAUAAAUAAUAUCAUUAAAAAGUUGAACCUAUAAUAAAUGAUGUAAUAAUGGAGAUUAUAAUAGAAUUUAUUUGAAUAAUUACCAAUUUUGCCAAUUGAUACAAAUGAAUUGAAAAUUGACUUACCAAUUUUUGAUUCAAUUCAUUUAAUCAAGGCCAAUCCUACAUUGAGUUCAGAAUAAAAGUAAGCUAUAUUAGGAUAUUUAAAUGGUGAAAGACUUGGUUAUUAUUAAUAGGUUUUUUAAAGUCUUUAAGAAUUUAAAAAUAAUUAAUAAGAACUUACUCCUAAAUUAUUAUAAGAGAGUGAAGUUAUGUCUUAGAAUCUGGCAUAAUUAUUAGAAAUUACUCUAUUAUAUACAAAUUAAUAGAGUAGUGUAGAUUUAUCUUAAUUUGGUUUAUUCUAGGCAUUAUAUCGGACAGUUUUAAAAGGUUCUAAAGUUUAUAUGAUUGGAUUAUCUUAAAUAUAUUAAAGAAUUUAUAUUGGAAUAAUAAUGUAAUUGCCAGAUGUUAAAGAUAUGAUCAAAGAGUUUUGCGAAUAUUCAUUAUAAAGUAAAUAUAAUAAUUUGAAUUACUUUUAUGAAUUUUCAACAAUGAUAUGGAUUGAAAAAGCUAUUGAAUAUUAUAUGUUAUAUAGUAUAAAUCGAUUUUUGAAACGUAAAGAAGAGAAUGAAGUUACUGUUGUAGUAGAUUCAUUACAUUUUGAUCCUUUGAAGAGUGCCAUUUAAUAAUAAAAGAAUAAAUUUGUUAAUGAAUGCGAAAAUAGUUAUUUCUAUGAAUUUCAAUAUCCAGAUCCUGAAAAAUAAGAAACAGAUGAAUAAAUGAUUGAAAAACAUGCAAUUUUUGAUUGUCUAUUGGAUCAUUAAAUUUGGAGAGAACCAUGUAUAAACAAUCCUUUUCCAUAUUUAUCAAUCAAUUACAAUGAAAUGAAUACUCUAGAAUAAAAAGAAAUUUAAUCAAUAUUCUAUAAAUAUCAUUUAAAAUAUUCAUUAAUUCUAAACUAAUUGAAGUAGUAAAAUAAAAUGUGA